GCAAUUAAACAGCACCUUAUCAUAGCGCCUUCAAGUUUUGCCGGAAGCCUCUUGCUCAUCCUUACGGAAAGUCUGUGGGGCCCAGCUUUCCUUAGCCAUCCAGGUGGAGGCCUCUGCCUUGAACACUGCCAAGUGACGUAGAACCCACGGGCCUAGAGGCCCCUCAACACUUCCUGUGUGGAGCACAGAAACCCGCCUCCUCUCCCAGCCUCAGGUGUCUGCUUCAGAAAAUGAAGGAAUAAACUGAGGCUGUCAUCGCCGCCAUCUUAGAACAGCCGUCCAGUGAAGGAAGAAUGCAGUCGGGCGCUCUCUGGAGAGUUCUGGGGCUCUGCCUCCUCUCAGUUGGCGCUUGGGGGCAGGAAGGUAUCGACAAUGCUGACAAUGACACACCAAAACAAUAUAAAGUCUCCAUCUCCGGAACCACGGUAGAGGUGACAUGCUUUUUGGAUCCUUCAACAGAAUCAAUACAAUGGGAAAAAAAUCAUGGAAACGUAACCGUUGAAAAUCCUGAACGACUAACAAUUGAGAACUUUUCAGAAUUGGAGCACAGUGGUUAUUAUGCCUGCUUUAAGAGCAACUCAGACAAGGACUACUACCUCUACCUGAAAGCUAGAGUGUGUGAGAACUGCAUGGAGGUUGAUCUGACAGCUGUCUUCACGAUCAUCAUAGUGGACAUCUGCAUCACGCUAGGCUUACUGGUGUCGGUUUAUUACUGGAGCAAGAAUAGGAAGGCUAAGGCCAAGCCUGUGAAAAGAGGAACCGGAGGCGGGGGCAGGCCCAGGGGACAAAACAAGGAGAGGCCGCCACCUGUUCCCAACCCGGACUAUGAGCCGAUCCGGAAAGGCCAACGGGACCUGUAUUCUGGCCUGAAUCAGAGAGGAGUCUGACAGCACCAGAGGACAAUGCCCAGGCCUGGCUCUCCUGGGGCAUCCUGCUAGUCUUUGUUCCCUGGACAAGGCUUGGAGCCCACGAAGGAAUUGUUCUUCAGCCUCACGGUGAAUUCACAUCCUCCAGCCAUGUGCCAUGCUCGCCUCUUCUCGUCAUCCCUGCUGGUGUCUAGUUGGAGGCUACUGCUGCUUUGCUGUCCUUUGAAGCAGCACAGCUAGGCAGGCCCUAACACCCCGCCUGCCCUCCUGUCAGUGUAUUUACUUCUAUUAUUCACUCUCUGCUGACUUUCUUCCCCCUGCAUGGAUGUUAUUUCUGCCUUCAGUUCCCUCCUUGUCCUCUACAUAAGCCCCGCCUUGUCCCUAACAACCCCAUACAACUUUCUAUUUUUUCCGGCUCUCUCUUGUGCCAACCUUCUGUGGGGAUGGACUGGGUAAAUGUUAGCAGAGGCCCUGACCCAUUCGCAGAUCCUGGUAGAUCCCAGCCCCCUCCCUGCUCUUCGCUGUAGGCCACUGGAUGGUCAUUUGCAUCUCAGUGAAUGCGCCAGACUCUCUCCCACCAACAGAGAAAAGCAAUAAAGUGUACUUGGCUGAAAGA
Messenger RNA from Chinchilla lanigera (long-tailed chinchilla), 1482 nucleotides. It is a transcript of the gene Cd3e, whose product is annotated as CD3e molecule, epsilon (CD3-TCR complex). The transcript has 9 exons. The record is from RefSeq and is a predicted model, not a curated record. NCBI's taxonomy places the organism in Eukaryota, Metazoa, Chordata, Mammalia, Rodentia, Chinchillidae. Gene Ontology annotation, cellular component: membrane; external side of plasma membrane; alpha-beta T cell receptor complex. Gene Ontology annotation, biological process: positive thymic T cell selection; cell surface receptor signaling pathway. Bases 294 to 887 code for a protein of 197 amino acids. Gene Ontology annotation, molecular function: transmembrane signaling receptor activity.